AUGUGGGCUAUACAUCAUUUGUCUCACGCUCGAGCAACCUCAAAAAGAACACUGGGUUUGGACGCCCGUGAUUUGUGUGCACCAACCCACAAGGCGGGGUCUUGGAUGAGCAAACACUAUUCUCUGUGUUCUUCCAGCCCUUGGCACGCCUUCGCAUCCGCAAAGCCAGUGUUUUGGCAUCAUGUCGCCUGUGGAAGACUGGCGGGGAAGGCUGCCGUCGUGCGUAGGCAGUGCUGCGUCUCUCGAGAGACGGGCCUAAUUGGCCGUCCUCCGCAAUUUUUUCUAGACCACACCGACACUCGAAGGAUUAUUGAACCCUCUCGCUCGGCUCUGCAGUGGCACGGUUCUUCAUUGCUUGUCUUGAUUAUUGGGGCCUCGUUUGACUAA
Messenger RNA from Verruconis gallopava, 387 nucleotides. RefSeq lists its product as uncharacterized. NCBI's taxonomy places the organism in Eukaryota, Fungi, Ascomycota, Dothideomycetes, Venturiales, Sympoventuriaceae. The record is from RefSeq and is a predicted model, not a curated record. Bases 1 to 387 code for a protein of 128 amino acids. The transcript has a single exon.